Mesocricetus auratus (golden hamster) is the source of this 1429-nucleotide messenger RNA. It is a transcript of the gene Glt6d1, whose product is annotated as glycosyltransferase 6 domain containing 1. Gene Ontology annotation, molecular function: hexosyltransferase activity. The coding region runs from base 155 to 1084 and encodes 309 amino acids. Gene Ontology annotation, biological process: carbohydrate metabolic process. Gene Ontology annotation, cellular component: vesicle; membrane; Golgi apparatus. Lineage: Eukaryota; Metazoa; Chordata; Mammalia; Rodentia; Cricetidae. The transcript is spliced from 5 exons. The record is from RefSeq and is a predicted model, not a curated record.
GAUGACAUCACCAUUAAUAGAAGAUUCACACACCACAAAAGCAGCGGAUGCACUCGGGUACUUCAUAUGGCAACGUCCUGGAGAUAUACUCCCUGGGAAACACUAGUCCUGAAGGGACGUGUUGGCUGUCUCCUAACCCUGAUCUGAGGAAGGAAUGCGUGCUAAAAGGAGAAUGCUAAUGUUGCUUUCCUGCCUCUUCCUGCUGCUGAUGGCUAAGAUCUACUUCAGGGGCCUCCAGGAAGAAGAACUUCAGCUCUCAGACUGGUUUAACCCCAGGAAACGUCUGGAUGUCAUCACCACCACAAACUGGCUGGCACCAGUCGUAUGGGAAGGCACCUUCGACAGAGUGGCCCUGGAGAAAUAUUACAGAAAGUGGAACAUCACCGUGGGCUUGGCUGUGUUUGCUAUUGGCCGCCUCACUGACCAGUAUCUGGACCCAUUCUUGCAAUCUGCCAGCAAGUUCUUCAUGCCUGGGUACCGUGUGAUCUUCUACAUCAUGGUGGAUAGACACAUACAGCUACCUGAAGUGGACUACAACCCUCUGCAAUCCUUUCAAAUACACACCAUAGGUGAGGAGAGAUGGUGGACCAACUUGGACCUCAUCCGAAUGAAAAUCCUGGCAGAGCACAUCCAGGAGCAUAUCAGAUAUGAGGUGGACUUCCUCUUCAGCAUGAGUGCCAACCUGGUCUUCCAGAGCGAGUUUGGGGUGGAGACCCUGAGCACGUCUGUAGCCCAGCUCCAUGCUUGGUGGUAUUUCCAGAAGACAAGUUAUCUCCCCUAUGAGAGGAGACCUAUGUCAGCAGCCUACAUUCCCUUUGGCCUGGGGGACUUUUAUUACUCAGGCACCAUUAUAGGGGGAGUGCCCUUUCAGGUUCUGGACGUUGCUCAGGAAUAUUUGAAAGGUGUUGUUUGGGAUGCAGAAAAUGGACUUAAUAGCACCUAUGAAAAAUACCUCAACAAAUAUUUUUUCCUCAAAAAACCCACCAAACUCCUAUCCCCAGAGUACUGCUGGGACCCCACCUUCAACACCCCUCAGCAAGUGUGGUACAUGAAAAUUGCUCAGUAUCCCACAGACAGCUUAUGACACACCAGUUUUUAUGAGCUGAAGAACAAACCACAGUAAUUCCUUAUAGACACAGGAUGUCUUUUUAAAAAUACACACUUCAGAGGCAUGAUAAUGCAUACUCUUUCCAAAUCAACUGUUCUUUCUUGCAAUUUUGAAUCAACCAAUUUAACUGAAACUAGGAUGAAUAAAAGGUGAUAUUUUGUGUACAUACACAUAAUGCUGUUAGCUCUGUGUUGGAGGCAACAUGAGAUUAUUGAGACAUGCAGUCUAUUUUAUUUAAAAUGCAGGAAGACUUUGGGUUACAAAUAAAAAUCCCCAAAAUGAAAAAUACUUUAAUAUUAAUAUACAGAAGGAAAAAGAAUA